AUGAACGGAUUGUCAAGGUGUCUGGGAAGGCAGUUCGUGCCAUAUUCAAGGGUUUAUUACAGGAAUUGCAAUCUGUCUGUGCCCCGCCUUGCCAGCAUCACCUCUCGAAGUUAUUCGAACCAGAGUGCAAAGUAUAACGGCAAUAUGACUACUCAACCACCCAAGAAUGAGAUGGUCUACCUGCCGGCGGUGAUGUCACCGAACAGAUCCUUCGGUGUCUUCCGCAAAGUCCUGCACACAGGUCUUUAUUCGCAAUUCGUAGCGAUGGAAGUGCCUGUGAAUGGCGAGAUCGGUGACGAGGUUCAUACUGUGGACCAAGUUUUGAUCUUUACCCACGGCACCGGCAAAGCGAUUGUAGCUGGAAAGGAGCAGGAGGUUAAACAGAACGAUGUUGUUAUAGUUCCGGCUGGCACGCAGCACCAGUUCUUGAACGUGGGAGACACGCCGCUGGAGGUGGUUACAAUUUACGCCCCAGCAGAACAUGAUCCACGGACAGUACAUCAGACCAAGGCCGAGGGUGACGCGCAGGAGGAGGCAGGCGACGACGAAGCGCCAGAGUGGAGCCAGAGAAGCAAGUCUGAGAAUGAGAGGAUUGGCCUGGUGAAGCUGCCAUGA
Messenger RNA from Aspergillus ibericus CBS 121593, 615 nucleotides. RefSeq names its product cupin domain-containing protein. The record is from RefSeq and is a predicted model, not a curated record. Lineage: Eukaryota; Fungi; Ascomycota; Eurotiomycetes; Eurotiales; Aspergillaceae. Bases 1 to 615 code for a protein of 204 amino acids. The transcript is spliced from 2 exons.